Mustela erminea (ermine) is the source of this 1207-nucleotide messenger RNA. RefSeq lists its product as uncharacterized. NCBI's taxonomy places the organism in Eukaryota, Metazoa, Chordata, Mammalia, Carnivora, Mustelidae. The record is from RefSeq and is a predicted model, not a curated record. The transcript has 4 exons. The coding region runs from base 406 to 1032 and encodes 208 amino acids.
CCCAUUCUCUCCACAACUUAGUGAAAAGGCUUAAAUGCGUGGAUCCGACUGACAGCUCAACGCUUCCCACCGGGUGAGGCAGUUGGCCAACCAGCUCCCAGCUUGUCUGCUGAAGGUCAGCUAGGGCCGGAGUGAUGAAGCAGAGGAAUGUGCUUUAGCCCACACCUGCUGGAUGGCCGUCCCCUCAGCAGAGCCUUGAUCUCUUGGAGACAGAGCGCCUGAGGACCCCACCAGCUCCAUUGCAGGGCCACGCGCUGAAGAACACAACUAGCGGAAAAGGAAAAAGUCCGGCUUUCCUUGGGUGUUAAAACGAGGUGACUUAGUCACUCCUGGUAACCAGCUCGGUCUGCUUCAUCCAACCCUCCUCGGCUCCAGGAAUCAGGUCUAAUUUUUCCAAAUAGUUGCAUGAGCACCUGCAGGAGUGUCUGGGAGCGGGAAGUCCAGGGUCCUCCUUGCAAGGCCUCUCCCUCCCUCAAACCUGCCACCCACGAACCUCGGGGUGCGCUCACUCAGGUCAGCGGGGUCAGGCCUGCGGCAGGUGCGGGGGUGGGUGGGGAGAGAUCGCAGGUGUCAUAUGUUCACCCUCCGGGGAGUGCUCGCUCGGGUUUGCUGCUGAAAGGGGGCCCUUCCUUGCUCCUUUGGCAGAACCUGGCCUGGAUCCCUAAGGCCUCCGCAGAGGGCCGCAUUCCCGACUCCGAGUGCAAAGACUUCCUGAAACGCACGGAUACCCCCAGCACGUGGAUCCAGAUACCCUGCCUCAGCCGUACCCUGGGCAGGACCCGGCAUGGGAUCCUCACUAAGUCUCAGCCUUGUGGCAGCCGAGUUUCCCUCAGGAGCUUCCAUAUCCCUUUCUGUCAGUGGCCCUGCAUCUCCCCCAACAGCGUUUCCCGUCUUUGGAUCUCAGAGAGAAAGCGCUGCGAUCUGGAGAUUUUGCCUGCAGAAGACUCCUUGACUUUUAGACACUUUCUCAUUCUUCCUCCCUGGCAACGAGAUUUGCUCGUCAAGAGGUCAGUGGCAUCCCAACUGAGCUGAACUGUAGGACACCCUGCUGCUGAAGGAGAAUGGCUUCGAGAUCUCGGAAUAAACCAGGUCACCAAUGUGGGCAUCCGAUAUUGUUUCCUGCUCACACUUUCCCCUUCUUCCACUAACAGAAGAACCUCAGUUUUACUCUGAGAAAACUCUGACCUUCCACUCUCAAACCACGUGA